AUGAAGAAACUGAGGAACAAACAGGCCUGAUGGAGCUGAAAGAGGAGAGUCAAGAACUGAAUGAAACCAAAGAGAAAGAUCAAAAUGAGAAACAGCAUGAUUUCAAACCUGGAGAAAAAUCGAUUGGUUGCUCACAGAAUGAAAAGAAUUCAAAACCAAAAAAAUCUCAAAGUACAACCCUCAAUUCCCAGAUGAGAAUUCACACUGGAGAGAGACCUUUCACUUGCCAACAGUGUGGAGAAAUUUUCAAUAGAAAAGAAAGCCUUAAAGUCCACAUGAAAAUUCACAUUGAAAAGAAACAGUUCAUAUGCUCUCAGUGUGGAAAGAUUUUUACACGGGAAGGUCACCUUAAUAUCCACAUGAGAACUCAUACUGGAGAGAGACCGUACACCUGCAAACUGUGUGGGAAGGGUUUCAUACAAAGUGGAGGUCUUAAGAGUCACAUGAGAGUUCAUACUGGAGAGAAACCUUUCACCUGUCAACAGUGUGGA
This is a messenger RNA of Sinocyclocheilus rhinocerous, 491 nucleotides long. Its product is annotated as gastrula zinc finger protein XlCGF9.1-like. The annotation marks the transcript as partial. The record is from RefSeq and is a predicted model, not a curated record. Gene Ontology annotation, cellular component: PcG protein complex; transcription regulator complex; chromatin. Gene Ontology annotation, molecular function: RNA polymerase II cis-regulatory region sequence-specific DNA binding; DNA-binding transcription factor activity, RNA polymerase II-specific. NCBI's taxonomy places the organism in Eukaryota, Metazoa, Chordata, Actinopteri, Cypriniformes, Cyprinidae. Gene Ontology annotation, biological process: regulation of transcription by RNA polymerase II. The transcript is spliced from 2 exons.